AUGACUGGACGCGGCAAGGGUGGCAAGGGUCUCGGCAAGGGUGGUGCCAAGCGUCACCGCAAGAUCUUGCGUGACAACAUCCAGGGUAUCACCAAGCCAGCUAUCCGACGUCUCGCACGUCGUGGUGGUGUCAAGCGUAUCUCUGCCAUGAUCUACGAAGAGACCCGUGGUGUCCUCAAGACCUUCCUCGAGGGUGUUAUCCGCGACGCCGUCACAUACACCGAGCACGCCAAGCGCAAGACUGUCACCUCCCUCGACGUUGUCUACGCACUCAAGCGACAAGGCCGCACCCUCUACGGUUUCGGUGGCUAA
Fulvia fulva is the source of this 312-nucleotide messenger RNA. Its product is annotated as Histone H4. Gene Ontology annotation, cellular component: nucleosome. NCBI's taxonomy places the organism in Eukaryota, Fungi, Ascomycota, Dothideomycetes, Mycosphaerellales, Mycosphaerellaceae. The record is from RefSeq and is a predicted model, not a curated record. Gene Ontology annotation, molecular function: protein heterodimerization activity; DNA binding; structural constituent of chromatin. The coding region runs from base 1 to 312 and encodes 103 amino acids. Gene Ontology annotation, biological process: nucleosome assembly. The transcript is spliced from 3 exons.